Sebastes umbrosus (honeycomb rockfish) is the source of this 2424-nucleotide messenger RNA. RefSeq names its product arachidonate 12-lipoxygenase, 12R-type-like. Gene Ontology annotation, molecular function: oxidoreductase activity, acting on single donors with incorporation of molecular oxygen, incorporation of two atoms of oxygen; iron ion binding; protein binding. Gene Ontology annotation, biological process: linoleic acid metabolic process; lipid oxidation. The coding region runs from base 75 to 2087 and encodes 670 amino acids. The record is from RefSeq and is a predicted model, not a curated record. Lineage: Eukaryota; Metazoa; Chordata; Actinopteri; Perciformes; Sebastidae. The transcript has 15 exons.
UGUCUCAAAGUAGUAGUUCGUCAAAAGAACUUCUUGGUCUCAUUAGCCGGAUUCUUCUGCUUUCCAGUGUGAAAAUGCUGGAUUAUGAAGUGACCGUAUCCACUGGCUAUCGCACCAGUGCCACCACUUUUAACAAUGUCUUCAUUAAGUUGGUGGGAACAGAUGGCGAGAGCGAACGCAGUUGGCUCUUUGGCUUCAAAGGGCUUUUAGCCUUCUUCAGCGGAGCAGAGUCUAGUUUUACAGUGUCCAACCCCGUCUCCCUUGGAAAACUGGUCCUGAUAGAGCUAGACAAACAGCGUCUCCUACUGUUUCCAGAAGACAACUGGUUCCCAACCAAGGUGGUAGUGAAAUCCCCUGAGGGAGACAUCUACAACUUUCCCGUCUACCGCUGGAACACUGACAGCGAGGUGCACCGCUUCAGAGAGGGAACAGCUCUGAGAGUCUUUGAAGACGACCAUGCUCUUGGCAGGUACGAUCGGGAGCAGGAGCUGAAACUGAGAGCGGAUGACUAUCGCUGGGAUGUGUAUGCAGAGGGAAUACCCCACAACAUAAAGACAGACGGCCCACUUUCUCUGCCUGCUGAGGUCCGCUUCUCCUUCACCAAGACCACAGAGUUUCUCUUCGAUGUAUCCACUGGGAUCACUGAGCUGCAACUGAAAGGACUUGCUGAUUCCAAGGAGAACUGGCCUGAUAUAGAUGCUCUCAAUAGGGUGUUCUGGUUCAAACGGACUGACAUAUCAGACUAUGUCAAGGAACAUUGGAAGGACGACGCUUUUUUUGGCUACCAGUAUCUAAAUGGUGUCAACCCCAUGUUGAUCCGACGUUGUUCAACUCUGCCCUGUAACUUUCCUGUUACUAACGACAUGGUCUUCAUCCAUGGUGGGAGUAACUUGGAAGAUGAAAUUAAGAAUGGAAACAUAUUCCUGUUGGACUACAAAAGUUUGGAUGGAAUAAAAGCAAACAUCAUCAAUGGGAAGCAGCAGUACCUGAUGGCUCCCCUGGUCCUGCUCCACAAAACACCUGAUGAUAAACUGAUGCCAAUUGCUAUUCAGCUGAAGCAGACUCCAGCAGCUGACAACCCCAUCUUCUUUCCUACGGAUUCUGAGUACGACUGGUUGACGGCCAAGAUUUUCGUGAGAAGUGCAGAUUUCAACGAGCAUCAACUCAACGUUCACCUGCUGCGCACUCAUCUGCUGGCUGAAGUUUUUGCCGUGUCACUGCUGCGCAACAUGCCCAUGGUGCAUCCCCUGUACAAGCUCCUCAUAGCUCACACUCGCUACACGCUGCAGAUCAACUUCUUGGCUCGACUUGUUCUAAUAUCUGACAGUGGAGUUUUCUCAAAGUUUGCAGCUUCUGGUGGAGAGGAUAUGAUGCCAUUUCUGAAGAAAUCACAGAACUCACUGACCUACAGCUCCCUCUGCAUACGAGACGACAUUGCUGAGCGAGGGAUGGAGGAUGUGCCGAACUUCUACUACAGGGAUGAUGGAAUCAAGCUUUGGGAUAUCAUCUCCAGGUAUGUGAAGGGAAUGAUCACCUUCUACUACAAGAAUGACGAUGAGGUCCAGAAAGACUCCGAACUGCAGAAGUGGAUUUCGGACAUUUUUGAACAUGGAUUCCUUUCCCAAGCAGAGACAGGAAUUCCUCAGAGCUUUGCCACCGUGCCUGAGUUGGUCAAGUUUGUCACCAUGGUGAUCUUCACUGGCUCAGCACAGCACUCGGCUGUGAACACUGGACAGUAUGACUAUGGUGGCUGGAUGCCCAACACUCCCAUCUCCCUGCAACGUCCUCCACCAACCACAAAGGGCACAACAAGCGAGGCCACGAUGCUGGAGACGUUCCCUGAUGUCGCCACAACAGUUCAGGGAAUGUCCACCCUGUGGCUACUUAGCCAGCAGUCCUCUGACUUCGCCCCCCUCGGCCACUGCCCGGAAGAGCAUUUCAGUGAGGAGACUGCCGUCGAUAUGAUGAGGGAGUUUCAAGGACAGCUUAAAGUGUUAAGUGCGGUCAUCAAAGUCAGAAACCAGAAACUGGAGGUCCCAUACACGUACUUGGAUCCAGAGGAGGUAGAAAAUAGUGUGGCCAUUUGAAUAUCAGAAGGUGUGACCUCCUCAGCUGUUGACCAAAUUCAGCUUCAUAUUAACACAAAUGAGAAAGAGAAGAACUGCAUGUUUUAACUGAUACUAUAGUGGAAAUAAUCUAUUGCAUGUGAUCGUUGUAUGCUGGUUUGUCAUUUUUAUAUAGUCUGAUUGAUUUAACUGUGGUGAAAAUGUACUGUAUAAAUCAUAAUCAACAUCUUAAGUCUUUUCCUUAGUUCGUCAAUGAAUAUACAGGGCAUCUUAUCCAAAUAAAUUACGAAUGUUAAAUACAAAAUGUGAAGCUGCUGCUUUGUUUUAAUGAUACAAAUAAAGGUUUUUAUCAUGUAAA